AUGGACAAGGCACGUGAAUUGUUUGACACUAUGCCUGAACGAGAUGUAGUUUCAUGGACUGCAAUGAUUGCAGGAUAUACACAAAAUGGAUCUGCUGGAAAGGCUUUAGAAACAUUUAAGAAAAUGCAAUUAGCAGGUGUAAAGCCGGACUCUGCAGCCUUUGCAAGCAUCUUCACUGCCUGCGCCAAACUAGGAGUUUUGGAAGUGGGAUAUGCACAAAAUGGAUUAUGCAGGGAUGCUCUCAAUGUCUUUGAACUAAUGAAGCACUCUGGAACAUAUCCUGACAUUGUUAGCUUUGCUUGUGUUCCAUGUGCAUGCAGCCAUGCAGGUUUAGUGGAUGAGGGCUGUACAUACUUCAAUCAUAUGAGUAAUCCUUAUUGCAUUAUGCCUACAAUUGGUCAUUAUGUGUGCAUAGUUGACCUUCUUGCCCGGGCUGGCUAUCUUGAGGACACCCUAAACUUUAUCAUUAAGAUGCCAGUUAAACCCGUGGUGGUUGUGUGGAUGUGUUUUCUUGGUGCCUGUAGAUCACAUAUGAAUAUAGGUUUAGGAGUAUUUACCGCAACGUCACUUUUUGAUUUGGAUCCUAAUAAUGCUGCAACUUAUGUUCUUCUCUCGAACAUCUACGCAGAAUUGGGCAUGGGGGAUGAAGUUCAAAAUGUAAGGAGAUUAAUGAAAGAUAGAGGAAUUAAAAAGAUCCCUGGACGUAGUUGGAUUGAUGGCCAUAAAGUGGUACAUGCUUUUAGCGUAGGAGACUUAUCGCAUCCACAGACACAGGAUAUCUAUGAAAAGAUGGAGAAAAUGGCUUGGGAGACGAAGCCAACAGAUUAUUUUCCAGAUUCAAGACAGUUACUUGAUGCCAUGGAAGAGAAGGAAAAAUAA
This is a messenger RNA of Cryptomeria japonica (Japanese cedar), 879 nucleotides long. RefSeq names its product pentatricopeptide repeat-containing protein At2g29760, chloroplastic. The record is from RefSeq and is a predicted model, not a curated record. The coding region runs from base 1 to 879 and encodes 292 amino acids. The transcript is spliced from 2 exons. Gene Ontology annotation, biological process: RNA modification. Gene Ontology annotation, molecular function: protein binding; RNA binding. Lineage: Eukaryota; Viridiplantae; Streptophyta; Pinopsida; Cupressales; Cupressaceae.